GGCACGAGAAGGAGAGAAAAAAAAAAAGCAAACUGGAGACUCAUUCGCCCCCACAGUGUCCGAUCUUCGCCAUUCCCUCUCCGACGUCUCCACCGGCCGCUCGCUGCGCGCCGCUCCUCCAGCUGUAGCAGCUGCUCCGGCCGCUCUCUCUCUCUCUCUCCCUCUCUCCCCCCCUCCUCCCCCCGGUCUGGACGGUAGUUUCUUCCCUGGAUGCUGGAUGAACCAUCGGAGAGUUGUGAACAAGUGUGAGAAGAGCGCCGAGGAUCUGCGUCCCCGCUCCGUCCAGGGAAGACGAGACUCAGCCGGAGUUGUGGACGACAAUGGAGGGGACGUCCCUGUAUCUCCCUAUUGUUAUUUUACUGAUGCAAUGUUCCCCGUCUGUUCCCGUGACCGUGAAGACCGCCAGACAUAUGGUGGAGGUGGAGGAGUUCUCAGAUGCAGUGCUGUCAUGCCAGUUCCACACCGAGGUGGACCAGAACCCGCGCAUCGAGUGGAAAAAGAAGACGAAAGAGACUCAAGAGGUCUCCUUCGUUUACUUCGAGGGACGCUUCAAAGGUCCCUUUGAAGGCAGAGCAACCAUCAACGGAGCGACAGUGACGCUGCACAAGGUGACCCAGGAGGACGCCGGAGAGUACCGAUGCGAAAUCAGCGCUUCCCUUGACCCCGUCACCCUGGGCGAGACCAACGUCACGCUUAACGUCUUAGUUCCCCCACAAACCCCGUCAUGUGAAGUCCCCGCCUCGGCUGUGACAGGAUCAGCGGUGCAGCUGCGCUGCCGGGACCAGCAGAGCGUCCCACCUGCUACAUACUCAUGGUUCAAGGACAACAAGCCAAUCAGCCCACCCCGUCACGCCAACGCGACCUAUCUAAUCAACUCCCACACGGGAAUACUGGAGUUCAAAUCCUUGGCCAAAGAGGACAGUGGUCGCUACAGCUGCUUGGCGUCCAACGGGGUGGGCUCCCCCAAAAUGUGUGUAGGGAAGCACAUGACGAUAGAGGACGUCAACGUCACCAUGAUUGUUGGAGCCGUGGUGGUGGUCUGCCUGCUUCUUUUGGUGUGCGGCUGCGGGGGGAUGCUUCUGCAUCGGAACGGCUUACUCACGCAAGGACCCAGAGGGAGCGGAGCGGGACAUGAGUCAGAACGCAGCUGUCUGAUCUGGUGUGCUUAUUGGCUUUGUGUUUCAGAUCCAACGUCAACUACACCCCCCCACCCCAAGAACCCCAGGAUUUCAAACACACACAAUCAUUCAUGCUCUGAGGAGCCGCCUCUCCUUCAACGGACAGUAACCUCCCCCUCCUCCUCCUCCCACAUGAGGUGCCAACUACAGAUUCGGAUCUUUCCCUGCUUUUUGAGUCCAAUCAACCUUUUAAUCUUCCAGAAAAAUCCCUUUUUUUUUUGUUCUUUUCUUUGGUAAAGUAUUAUCUUUUACCCAUCAACAUCCAUUGCUCUUAUGGGACUAAAUGCAGCCUUUUGUUACUCUGCUGCCCCCUACUGGUUAGAGCUUGAAAGUGAUUUUUUGUAACCAAAGACUGAGGUUGAAUUCAAGUGACUUUUGUUUUGUUUAAACUGAAUCUAAGGGGAAUCUUCUGAAGCCAUACUGAAUCUUUUCAGUUGUUCCCCGACUGCUCAGACUUACAGCUUACCUCCAAGUCUAUAUUCUGUCUUCCGUCUCAGGCCCUAACAGUCAACCCCCCCGCCCUGCCCAGUAAUAACAGGAGGAAGAAUCCAACUCAUUGAACUUGAAUCCAACCCCGUUCCAUCCUGAUGUGCCUGCAUGGUCUUCUUUUAUAAAUGUAAACAUCUAUCUACAGUAUACCUUGUGCCUUUUUAAUUUGACUGUCAUAUCUAUCUCGGGAUCACACUGUUUUGUAAACAGACUUGCCUUACUUUUCUGUCUUUAUAUAUUCUUGUGCCACUGUUUAUUGAAUGCAAGUGGAUGACUUGAGAGUUUUAUUUGAAUGGUGGAUCAAUAAAGUUUUUUUCUAUUAAAUA
Cyprinodon tularosa is the source of this 1993-nucleotide messenger RNA. RefSeq names its product junctional adhesion molecule 2a (gene jam2a). Gene Ontology annotation, cellular component: protein complex involved in cell adhesion; tight junction; cell surface. The record is from RefSeq and is a predicted model, not a curated record. Gene Ontology annotation, biological process: leukocyte tethering or rolling. The coding region runs from base 321 to 1415 and encodes 364 amino acids. Lineage: Eukaryota; Metazoa; Chordata; Actinopteri; Cyprinodontiformes; Cyprinodontidae. The transcript is spliced from 10 exons.